This is a messenger RNA of Exophiala bonariae, 957 nucleotides long. RefSeq lists its product as uncharacterized. Gene Ontology annotation, molecular function: FMN adenylyltransferase activity. Lineage: Eukaryota; Fungi; Ascomycota; Eurotiomycetes; Chaetothyriales; Herpotrichiellaceae. The record is from RefSeq and is a predicted model, not a curated record. Gene Ontology annotation, biological process: FAD biosynthetic process. Bases 1 to 957 code for a protein of 318 amino acids. The transcript is spliced from 2 exons.
AUGACCCUAAAAGAAGUUUGCGCCCAGCUUAACGCCCAAGUCACGACGUUCCUAUCCUCUGCACCGCCCGACGAUGUGACACGGCGGACGCAAGAGCAGACGCGGAUCGCUAUGGGGGUGGUGGAGCGAGCAGUCCGGGAAUAUUCUUUCGAACACGUCUCGCUGUCCUACAACGGCGGCAAGGAUUGUCUGGUCCUGUUGAUCAUAUAUCUGGCGGUGCUGCAUAGCCAUUUCACAGGGACAAGAGAGGAGACGAUGGCCGGGGAGCAACAGCAGGGAGGGGAGGAACAGACACAAGGAGAAAACUUCCCGACGUCGAUCCCGUCCAUCUACGCCAAACCGCCCGAUCCAUUCCCCGCCGUCACCAGCUUCGUCGACUACUCGUCGGCACUCUACCACCUCGACCUAACACACAUAUCGACCAACCCAGGACCAAACAAAAAGCAACGCUCGCACUCCAACCCACCACUUACACAACCACCCCCGAAAUUCGACGCCUCGCAGUACCAGCAGGCCAACGGCGGCGGGCACGACCUGCCGGCGAUGAAACCGAUCGUGUCGUUCCGCGACGCCUUCGCGCUGUACCUUGACAAGCACCCGCAGGUGCAGGCGAUAUUCGUGGGCACGCGGCGGACAGACCCGCACGGCGGGCACCUCACGCACUUCGACGCCACGGACCACAACUGGCCGGCGUUCAUGCGCGUGCACCCCGUCAUCGACUGGCGGCUCGAGGAGAUCUGGUGUUUUCUGCGCUCGCCAUGUCUCAAGGACCUGCGUACUGGCGGCCCCUUGCUGUACUGCUCCAUGUAUGACGAGGGGUACACGAGUCUCGGCGGCGUGAACGAUACGGUCCGGAACCCGUAUUUGAAAUUCCGCGACCCUGACACGGGCGAGGACCGGUAUCGUCCCGCCUAUGAGAUGCGGAGGGAUGAUGGUGAGAGGCUGGGCCGUGAAUAG